This is a messenger RNA of Candoia aspera, 1002 nucleotides long. RefSeq lists its product as uncharacterized. The record is from RefSeq and is a predicted model, not a curated record. Lineage: Eukaryota; Metazoa; Chordata; Lepidosauria; Squamata; Candoiidae. Bases 1 to 1002 code for a protein of 333 amino acids. The transcript has 6 exons.
AUGGUGAAAAACCAAUCACAGAGCAUUGUCUUUUCUUCCCAGGGCCGCCCUUGUAGCUUGGAUGCAAAGGUCAUUGGGAGUCCCCUGCAAGAGCUGGAAGGCCUCAGGCUACAGCAUCACUUAGUGACUGAGCAGCUGAAGGACCUGUUCAGACAGAGGCAACAGCAGCAAGCAGGAGCCGGGGAGCAUCAUGAUGGGGGGCUCAAGGAAAAGAGCUCGGGAGCAUCUCAAAAUGUUCCAGGACUGCUGACCACUGCAAAUGAAUCCCUCGGGCUUCCAGAAGAAAGCCAUUUGGAAUUUGGGGGUGCACCCGGAAGUGAGGAAGCAGCCCAGAGCCUUCAGCAGCAGCUGAAAGCAAAAACCGAGAUGAUUUCUGCCAUGGCCUGUGAAAUUCAAGCUUUGAAAGAGAAGAAUGAGAACUUAAUGAAAGCCAAACUGAGGUUCCAGCAACAGAUCCAGCAGAUCCACCAGCUUCCAAAGCAACCACCAGAAAAGAGUCAUCAUCGUGAGCUGCGGGCUCCCAGACUCUCCAUUAGCCCCCCCAGACUCUCCAUUAGCCCCAGAGAGGAUUUGCAAAGUGCUCACUGCAAUGAGAAUUUGGGGCUUUCUCCACCGGGGGAUGAGGCUCCAUUCUCUUCCCACAGGAGCAGGGAAACCCAGCAGGCAGCUGUACAGGAGCAGUGUCUUCAGGCCUGCCCUGAGGAUGAGCAGAGUGGCACCUCUUCAAACCCCAGGAUGGCACAAAUGGGCCCCACGCCCCUCCCUUCUGCUGCAUCUCAUCAACCACCUGGGAGCCUCUCUGAUACGUCUUCACCAUCCAACCAGCUUUUAUUAGCCCCCGUGGCUUCUCCAAAAGGCCCCCUGAGCCAUGCUGAGGGUGAGGGGGCUUUGCUCAGCCCCUGCAGCUCAGGGCUUUUGUCCCCCAAGCCUUUUGGGGCCCCAAGACCAUGGUCCCCUUUCCGAGAAAGUGCUGAAUCGCCAGAGAACAGAAGAGAACUGUAG